AUGACGGGCGCUCAGCCGUACAACGGUGAAUCCCCCCAGCAGCAGCCCCGAUUUGCGGCCAACGAGUCUCCGGCCAAGAAUCAUUCUUUCUACCCGAGCAAUGAGCCGUCGCAGGGACCGCAGCAACCACAGCCAUCCUUUGCGCACCCUCCUGCUCCGCAGACUCCUCCAGCUUUUGGUGCUGCAGCCGUGUCGCGGAGCCCGCGCUUUACCCACGCGUCGCCGCUUCCUUCGUCAACCCUUCCACCGCCCUUGAAUGGGGCCGCACCUCCUCCACCCCCAUCUCUUCCGGAGACUUCCUCUCAAUACUCAUCAGGUCCAUCAGGGAGUGCCACUCCAGGGCUGCCGCUGCCCCGUCCUUUUUCAUCAACCGUCAUGACUGGCAAUGGCACCUCGCCCUACGGGCCCUCAGCCGCCCACGCUCAUCCGACAAGUCGUUUGGAGAGCCAUUCGCAGUCACCAACUCGGGAUUCUCAUUCGCCUUACGGCCUCAGAGGCAAUGGCGUCGUCUAUGGAUCCUCGGCGCCCAAAUCAACGUCCCCGGUGCGGGAAUCGAAGCCAACACGCGCCGCGGAUCCCAUGUCAUUUGCCAGCAUCUUGUCCGGACCAACAGAAGAACAGCCGGCCCGAAAAUCCACUCCUCCUCCCGCUGCGACGAAACCCGCGUCGCCGACUCCGCCAAAGCUUGAACCCCGUCAGCCUGAAACAGGACCGGUGCCGGGCACUUUCCUUCACAAAUCCGACAGAAUACCAAAAGUAGAGCCUAAGCCUCUGGUGGAGCCACCCAAGGGGAUCUUCACACCCAACGGGUCGUCCAAGACCGCGACGGAGCCGGUCGCCCUGGCCCCUCGCCCGGCACAAAAGAAGGACACCCCGCCCGCUGGUGUCGAUACCGAUCAGGUUCACCGGGCGAUGAUAGAUAUUGAUAGUGGCGACAAGAGUGAUGUCGACUGUCCAGGUUUUGAUGAGGAACUAGAGAAGUUCCAGGAAAAAAGCAAGAAACGACUCUUGGAGACUUCUCGGACGGAACGAAUCAGCCGCAAGCGUCGACGCAAUCACACCUUGAAUGAGUUGGGACGAUCUUUCGAGAAGCAUGCCAUCCUCGGUGCAGAACGAUUCCGUGUCAGUCACGAAAGCUCGGUCGUUGCCGAAGUGCAACAGAAAGAGAUUCAGGACGAGAAGGAGCGCAAGAAGGAUAUGCAACGAAAACGUCGCCGCGAGAACACCGUCCGCUUGGAAAUGCAGAAGAAGCUGGAGGCCGAACGAAAGGCCGACAAGGCUCAGGAUUCCGCUGAAAAGGCCAAAUUCUUGCGCGAGGCAGAGCGGGCACAAAAGAAGAUUCGGUCGACAAAGCGUGCGCUGGAAGGUGGCAAUGCUCAAGAUGAGCUCGGCGAGGUGACGCCCCUGGCUCCCAACCUCGAGGGGGGUACAACGAGCUCCUUCCAUGUUGGUCGCGGCUCACCUUCGCGCCGCAAGUCGGGACGUGGUGGCCCAUCGGCGCGGCCCAAGAAAUCCAAGGAGCAGAAACAGGCGGAGAAAGAUGCCGCCGAGAACGCCUAUCUGGCCGGCUUGGAGGAUGACUCCGUCCUGCCCACCCCGCGCGAGCCCAAGAAGGAUGCCCGGUCCAAGGAAGCCACGCCCAUCAUUCAUCUGCACUAUGAGAGCAAGGGCUACAACCAGAUUUACGAGCAGAUCUGGCGUGACACUGCUCGCAAAGAGUGUCCCAAGGUUUACCGUAUCAAGACGGCCUCGCUUUCCAAUCGUCAAGAGAACUCGCGUAAGACAGCCCAGCUGGCUGGCAAGCAGUCACGCAAAUGGCAAGAACGGACCAAUAAAAGUACCAAGGAUACCCAAGCCCGUGCCAAGCGCAACAUGCGUGAGAUGAUGGGCUUUUGGAAACGCAACGAGCGAGAGGAGCGUGAUCUUCGUCGUUUGGCUGAGAAGCAAGAGCUCGAGUCGGCGAAGAAGGCUGAGGCGGAGCGUGAGGCCAACCGACAGAAGCGGAAGCUGAACUUCCUGAUCUCCCAGACAGAGCUGUACUCCCAUUUCAUUGGUCGCAAGAUCAAAACCGCCGAAGCAGAGGCGAUUGGAGAUGGUACGGUUGCCGGGAGCAACGAGACUAUCCAACCAGGCAAGCCUACGGCACACACGGUCGACCUGCCUGACAGCGUUGCCGAUCAGAACGCCAAGGUCACCAACUUUGAGGAUAUCGACUUUGAUGCAGAGGAUGAAAGCGUCUUGCAACAGGCUGCCAUGGCAAACGCUCAGAAUGCCGUGCAGCAAGCCCAGGAUCGUGCCCGCGCCUUCAACAAGCAGGAUGGUGACGACAAGAUGGCGGCCUUUGAUGAAGGCGAGAUGAACUUCCAGAAUCCGACCAGUUUAGGUGACAUUGAAAUCUCACAGCCGACCAUGUUGACCGCCAAGCUGAAGGACUAUCAGCUGAAGGGUCUGAACUGGCUUGUCAACCUGUACGAGCAAGGUAUCAAUGGUAUCCUUGCGGAUGAGAUGGGUCUGGGUAAGACCAUUCAAUCGAUAUCCGUCAUGGCCUAUCUCGCGGAAUUCCACAACAUCUGGGGUCCCUUCCUCGUGAUUGCCCCUGCGUCCACCUUGCACAACUGGCAACAAGAAAUUGCCAAGUUCGUGCCCAACCUAAAGGUGCUUCCUUAUUGGGGAACCACGAAGGAUCGCAAGAUUCUCCGUAAAUUCUGGGACCGCAAACACAUCACGUACACUCGCGAGUCAGAGUUUCACGUGCUUGUCACUUCGUACCAGCUGGUGGUUGUCGAUGCACAAUACUUCCAGAAGGUCAAGUGGCAGUACAUGAUCCUAGACGAGGCUCAGGCCAUCAAGUCUUCGCAAAGUUCGCGAUGGAAGAAUCUGCUGGGCUUCUCCUGCCGCAAUCGCCUGCUCCUCACUGGUACACCGAUUCAAAACAACAUGCAAGAGCUGUGGGCUUUGCUCCACUUCAUCAUGCCGACCUUGUUCGACUCUCACGACGAGUUCAGUGAGUGGUUUUCCAAGGACAUUGAAUCUCAUGCGCAGAGUAACACGAAACUGAACGAGGAUCAACUGAGGCGUCUGCACAUGAUUCUCAAGCCUUUCAUGCUCCGUCGUGUCAAGAAGCAUGUUCAACAAGAACUUGGCGACAAGGUCGAGAAGGAUAUUUUCUGCGACCUCAACUACCGCCAGCGUGCCCUGUAUGCGAACCUGCGCAAUCGUGUGAGCAUUAUCGACAUUAUCGAGAAGGCUGUAGUCGGCGACGAGACGGAUAAUACCACGCUCAUGAACUUGGUCAUGCAGUUCCGAAAGGUCUGCAAUCACCCGGAUCUCUUCGAGCGUGCCGAGACCAGAUCGCCACUCUCCCUCGGAACCUUUGCUGAGUGUGCCUCCUUCAUUCGCGAAGGACCCUUUGUCGAUCUCCGGUACUCCAUCAGAAAUCGAAUUGAGUACCAAGUGCCCCGCUUACUGUGCAGCGCGGAUGGCCGUACGGAUAUGCCAGGCCCCGGAAAUGAUCGUGCUGGGUUCCGAGGCAAGUAUUUGGACCAUAUGAUGAACAUUUGGGACCCGCAAAAUGUCCACGAGAGCUCGCGUAUGGACGGCGCAUUCUCAUUCCUGCGCUUUGUUGAGACCUCGGCCGGAGAGGCGAGCCAAUACGGCCGCUCUGGGGUACUUGAGCGUGCCUUGCAAACCCGCGGUGCGCUCAAGGACAAGCUCUCCAGAUUGAAUGUCGUCUAUGACGACAAGGAGGCUUACCCCGACUAUACUGUAAUGCCUCAGUCUUUGAUGAACAUUGUGGCGCGGAACAAUCGUCAGGCCCUGAACGAAAUUACUCCAGACGGUAUCAUGCGCAACUUGUUGAACGUUUCCCGGACAAAGUUCGAAGACCAAGGUCUGAACAUGAUUGAACCAUGCGCUGCGCCUGCGGCUUCAGCUCCGCCCAUCACCCUUUCUUGCUCGGGUCAAGGCGCUGAGCUCGAGACUCGGCGUGCCCUCUUCAAUCCUGACGUCCGCUCUGCAAUGUAUAGCAAACCCUCAAGAUACCUCGAGGAGCAACUCUUGCUCAACAAGGCCGAACCUUCACCGUACUCGAAGCCACCGAUGCUACCAGAACCACUGUCGCGCAAGGCUAGAUACACUCAUGUCGAGGUUCCGUCAAUGCGACGGUUUGUCACAGAUUCCGGCAAGCUUGCCAAGCUGGACGAGCUAUUGCGGGAGCUCAAGCCAGGUGGCCACCGUGUUCUGCUGUACUUCCAGAUGACGCGCAUGAUCGAUCUGAUGGAAGAGUACCUGACCUACCGAAACUACAAGUACUGUCGACUCGACGGAAGUACGAAGUUGGAGGACCGUCGAGAUACAGUUGCCGACUUCCAGUCGAAUCCAGAAAUCUUCGUCUUCCUUUUGUCGACACGUGCCGGUGGCCUUGGUAUCAACUUGACUGCAGCAGACACCGUCAUCUUCUAUGAUUCCGACUGGAAUCCCACAAUCGAUUCACAGGCCAUGGACCGUGCCCAUCGUCUGGGGCAAACGCGGCAAGUCACGGUGUACCGCCUCAUCACCCGCGGCACCAUUGAAGAGCGAAUUCGCAAACGGGCACUACAAAAGGAGGAGGUGCAGCGUGUCGUUAUCUCCGGUGGUGCCGCUGGCGGUGUUGACUUCAACACUCGCGCUCGUGAGAAUCGUACCAAGGAUAUUGCGAUGUGGCUUGCGGACGAUGAUGAAGCCGAGCUCAUUGAGCAGAAAGAAAAGGAGGCGCUCGAGCGUGGUGAAUCGUUCGGUGUCCCCAAGGCCGGUAAGAAGGCGCCUGGAAAGCGUAAGCGUGAGCUGACGAUGGAUGACAUGUACCACGAAGGCGAGGGGCAUUUUGACGAUGCCAGUGCUAAACCGUCCGGUGCUGCUACCCCCAUGUCAGACAAUCUUGACGCGGUACCAGGGAACUCCUCUGUCGCGCCAGCCAAGCGUGGUCGUGGUCGUGGCGGGGGUAAGGCUGGCUCAUCCAAACGUGCCAAAACCGUGAAAGAACGACUCCGUCUGAUCGAUGGUGAUGGCGGCCUCAGCUAG
Molecule: messenger RNA, 5058 nt
Organism: Penicillium diatomitis
Lineage: Eukaryota; Fungi; Ascomycota; Eurotiomycetes; Eurotiales; Aspergillaceae
Gene: ino80
Product: chromatin-remodeling ATPase INO80
Exons: 4
Coding region: 1-5058 (1685 amino acids)
Biological process (GO): chromatin remodeling; DNA-templated transcription; DNA repair
Cellular component (GO): nucleus; Ino80 complex
Molecular function (GO): ATP hydrolysis activity; histone binding; ATP-dependent chromatin remodeler activity
Source: RefSeq, a predicted model, not a curated record